This is a messenger RNA of Vidua macroura (Pin-tailed whydah), 4519 nucleotides long. RefSeq names its product ORMDL sphingolipid biosynthesis regulator 3 (gene ORMDL3). The coding region runs from base 219 to 680 and encodes 153 amino acids. Gene Ontology annotation, cellular component: endoplasmic reticulum membrane. Lineage: Eukaryota; Metazoa; Chordata; Aves; Passeriformes; Viduidae. Gene Ontology annotation, biological process: negative regulation of ceramide biosynthetic process; ceramide metabolic process; intracellular sphingolipid homeostasis. The transcript has 4 exons. The record is from RefSeq and is a predicted model, not a curated record.
CAGCCCAGUGAAGAUCCUGCAGCAGGGUGCCAGGAUGGGACCAUGAUCCUGAAAUCCCUGGGGGAGGGCAACAGCACUGCUAAAUCAUAGGGUCAUUUAUUUAGGAUGGAAAAGGCCUUUAAGAUCAUCACGUUGAAGUGUUAAGCAAGGGAGCAGGAAGAGCUGGUGGUCACAAUCCUCUGGGGACAAAGGGGCUCCCAUCAGCCAGGAGAGCCAGGAUGAACGUGGGAACGGCGCACAGCGAGGUGAACCCCAACACCCGGGUCAUGAACAGCCGCGGCAUCUGGCUGUCCUACGUGCUGGGCAUCGGGCUGCUGCACGUCGUGCUCCUCAGCAUCCCCUUCUUCAGCGUCCCGGUGGUCUGGACUCUCACCAACAUCAUCCACAACCUGAGCAUGUACAUCUUCCUGCACACCGUGAAAGGAACCCCCUUCGAGACCCCGGACCAGGGCAAGGCCCGGCUGCUCACGCACUGGGAGCAGAUGGAUUAUGGAGUCCAGUUCACCUCGUCCCGCAAGUUCCUCACCAUCAUGCCCAUUGUCCUGUAUUUUCUAACCAGCUUCUACACCAAGUACGACCGGGUACACUUCAUCAUCAACACCAUCUCUCUCAUGAGCGUCCUGAUCCCCAAACUGCCUCAGUUCCACGGAGUCCGGAUCUUUGGGAUCAACAAGUACUGAGCGGCGUGGCCGGAGCGGAUGGCGGAGGAGCGGGGCCAAGGGGGGAUUCUUCUCUCCAGCCCCGUUUCCUCCCCCCCACGCAGACUGGGAUGUGGUUUGGCAGCGGCUGUUUAAACGCAGAUCCCAACAGACACAUUCCGCAUGCUGGAUCCUCGUGCCCAAUAAAUCCAAACCAGCUCCAGAGUAGAGUUUAGUGCGGAGCAGGACGUGCGACACCGGAUUUCUCUUCUCCCAGGGUCAUCAAUAGAUGCAAAACCAUUGAGACUUUGAGGUACAACAAGGAUGAAUUCUGGGAAGAGCCUCAUCUAUUCCAGACAUGGAAUGACGAGGAUAGGGAUGAGGGGAAAAGCUUUUAGUGCUGGUACUAUUGCUGUGGUAAAUGCACUUUAAAAUACAUUUCCCUUCCUGAAGCUAGGUGCUUUGAGCAGAACAUGAGGGAAAUCCAAAGGAAGACAGCCAGACUUUCCCAGGACUGGAUUGUUUUGCGGUCUGAUUUCCAGUUUUAGGUGGGAAGUAGGAGGGGGAAGUGAAUAACAGAUUUUUAUUUUGCAAUCGUUGACACCACUGAGAAGGGAAGUUCCUUUCCUAAAAACAGCACAGGAAGAAAUGACCUGCAGUUUGACAAAGCUUUUGGCUUCCUAUAGCACCAUCCAUAUUGUCCAGGGAAAAGGUGGAUAGGUCCAAAAUCAUGCUUGUUAUUUUCAGUUUAUACCCAAAUCUGCCCAGGUAACUCCUUUCCCCACCCCAAACUGCUGUUUUUAAGUGCACAGGGGCUCAGUGGGCAUUUGGAUCAAAGGCUGAGGGCAGGUGAUUUAAUGACUGACACCAAAUGCCACGGAGCUCCUUGGAGCAUGGACAUGGACAGGUGUGGGAGCGGCUGACAGUGGGCAGGUACAGGAGGAGGGCUGAUUGCUCUCAUCAAGCUCGCAGCCGUCCUUGACUUGGAAUUUUUCUCCUCACUUCAGCUCCUUGGUUGCUUAAGUGCAUGUGACUGGGAUUUGCCAGUUCCCCACGGACUCAAGGGUUGGAUUUCUAGCUAACCUGGAAAUCUGUCCCUCAGCUCCAUGCCCAAGGGCUGUGUGAGCAGCAGCACCAGCAGCAGGUGAACUGACCAGCAAAGGAGUCAAUUUGUCACUGAUAGUAGAUCCUUUCACAGAGGAACAAAAUCAAGCCUUUUUCCUCUAAAAUUACCACCUAAAUAAAGCAGGCUUAGGUUUCCUGGCUGAGACAGCUUUUACUAUUUUACUGAAAAUCAGAAUGACCUGAUUUCCCUUUGGGUUGUGUCCCAGAUGGAAUGGGUUUUCCCUCACUCUUCCCCUGUAACCCUACAAAAACCUAUAUUUUUGUUGUCUGAGUGCUUAUAUUGUCUCACUUUUUUUGACAAUGGUAUAAAUCUUUUAAAUCUGCUUUUUUUGUCCUUGCAGUAGCAAAUCCAGCUUUAGAGGACGUGGUGGAGAGUGUUGAGGUUUUGGAUGGUCUGAGCAUAGGACGUGGAAGGGGGAAUUUUUAGAUCUGUUACUACUCCAUGCAUAAUUUUAGGCAAGUAGCUUCACUUCUCUCUCAGACUUCCUCUGGGACUGCUACAGGGAAGGGAAAAUAUAGAGUGUACCUCAGAGGGCUGCUGGAAUGCAGGGAGAAUAAUUUCCUAAUGUGUUUGGAAAGUGGAAAUCCAAGUGAAAAGGAAGUUUUCAAGGAGGUAGAAGGAGAAGAGAAUCUGGCUGGAGACCCCAGGGUAUUGACAGAUGUGCAAUUCCAUUGAUGGGCAGUUUAAACCUUCAAAUCUAGGAUAGAAGAGCUGCUGCUUUAGCUGAGGUACUCUCUACCCUAAUCGGCUCUUUAAGCUACUAGACAAUGAUAAUUGUGAUAAAAAUAGAGAUAUUUCAUCAAUCAGCUGGGAAAUGACACAGACAUGAGCACUAUUCCUGCAGGAGAGGCUGCUCCAAGGAGGGGCAGGUCCUGGCAGGGUGCCUGAGGCUGGAGUUGAAAUGCUGAUUGUGGUGCUGAACAGGCCUGAGUGUCUGCCCAGACACCACUUCCAUCUCCAGGAGAAAUGAAAGAAAACUAAUUAUUGCCAUAGAAAACAUGGGAGAAACUAUCCUUUUUUUGCAACAGAAACAGCCUCUAGAUGCUUUCAAACAUGACUCCUCACAGACAGACGUAUGCUGGGUAUUUCUAAGCAUAUGCACAUCGCAGAUUUGUAAAUUUAGAAUAGUAAUCAGUUGAAAGGAUUGGCUUUUUUUUUUUAUGAGAUACAGCAAUUCCCAGAGUCUCCUUGAAGGCAUUGACACAACUGUGGGUUUGAACACUUGUGUGGUCACUGACACUCUGGUCAGCUGAACCUGUUUCCUUAAAUUAAAGAUGAACUGGGACUCAGAAUGGGAUUAUAAACUUCUCAAACAAGAGGUUCCAAAGUGUAAAGCCCCAAACUUGUCACUAAGACUCUGUCUAGCAACAAAAGUAGAUAUUUUUUUGAUUUCUCUCCUUCACACAAAUGAUUAAAACAGCCAAUGCCAGAGUCAUGUGAUUCUUUACAACACAGGUGUGGCAUUUUUCCAUGGAAUAUCUGAGAUUAAUUUGGACUCAGUUAAUCCAAUCAAGGGAAACACAAAUGGAAACAUAAGUAAUAUGGAAAGAAAUGAGUUGAAGAAAGAUUUCACACUCUGUUGUGGCGAGUUAAGUAUUUAUAUAUGAUUAAUAAGUAUUUGAACAAUUACACAUCGGGCAGCAUCUUCCUUAAGACCCCAACUUAAGGGUAGGUGUCAGGAUCAAUCAAAAAUAAAAAGCAGGAAGUUAAUUGUAAUUAAACCACCAUUCUUGGGUGUACAUGAGGCAGUCUGAAGGGAAAGGACAGCAUGAGCAGGCUGAGGGGUGGUCAGACAUGUCCUGGCAGGGACAGAUCAGGGGUGAAGCCACAUUGUGGGAGGAGAAACGAAAUGUGAGCAGAUGUGGUGCUGCGUGGAGGAGAUAACUGAUUGUUACUAAUUUUAAAUGGGAUUCUGAUCACAUCACGCUUGACAGAUUUCCUCUCACACUGGUCCUGUAUCAUGAUCAGGACAAGUUCCUACCUGGAGAGAUCAAAUCUCCUGUGAUGGAAAAACAACUCCUGGUAAGUUAUUUUAAGCUUUCCUGUUUUGGUCUGCAAUGAAAGAGAAAAGGUUUUGAAAGGCUGGAAGCCUUCUCAGGAACUGGCAGCAGCCUGUCCCAUCUUGUACUUGGCAAAGCCUCCUGAGCCACUGUCAGCACCACACAUGUUUCCAUGGGGUACAGCAACCCCUGCUCCAGGACACUCAGAAAACCAGCAAGUCCUCCCAGCCUGAUGCUCCUGAAUCAGGAUCCUGACCUGGGAGUCCUUCCACAGAACUACGAGGCUGGCAAACAGCCCAAACCUUUGCAGGAGAAAAGCCUAUAAAAUUAAACUAAAUGGAGGGCUACUUAUUCUUGAGUACUUUUAUGUUUGAAUCACUGUUCAAUUUUGGGUUGUUUUUAAAAGCUCGGUACUGGCCCUCGAGGAGGGGACAGCAGUGGGUUAACAUAUUAAUAUUCCUUCUUGUGACUUAUGUUGCUUUAUCAUUGCCUAGAAUAUCUUUUAAGCAUGUGAGUGUUGGUGUGUCCAUACCCUCCUUGGAUCAGUUAAAUCAGCUGAAUUAGUUGGGAGGGUUUUUAAAGGAAUGUUCUGUACAAAGUUUUAGGGUUUUUUUUCCCAUAGCCUUCUUUUUUGCUGUGGAUACAGAAGUCUCAUGUAGAGAACUUUCUAAAAUAAAGUGUGAAUAUUUUUAUUACUCCUUUGUACAGUAUUCUAAGAGAGACUAAUAAAAGUGAAGUAUUCAGGUAAAAACUUG